Molecule: messenger RNA, 177 nt
Organism: Stylonychia lemnae
Lineage: Eukaryota; Ciliophora; Spirotrichea; Sporadotrichida; Oxytrichidae
Source: the annotation of a GenBank genome assembly
AUGAAAGAACUGUAAUCAUUAUUAGUGAACUUUUUUAAGAAGCAAAUGAGUUCUUAAUUUAAAACAAAAUUAAAUUUUUUCCGAAAAUCAUUUGCAUCCAAUAAAAAUCAUUCAAAAAAUGAAGGUUAGGGAAAUAAUCACUACCAAACCAUGCUACUGAACCCACCAGACAAGUGA